GAUCUCCAGGCGCGCGCACUCGAUCGCCGGCGCGGUCGGUGUUUGGGGUCAUGUUGCGAGUGAUAGUGAGACGAUUGCCUGCUUACCAGUUUGUUCGUCAUUUAGAAAUAAAGCAUGAAUCGGCAGUUAUUAACUGUCUUUCGAGGACGGCUCGACUUUCUUCAUGUCAAGAACCCAGUGUGACCACUGUGUGCCCGCUGAAGCCACACACACGACCACAGUCAGCAGUCCCCUGCAGGAGCACCGUGACACACAGGGUAUUUGGUGCAGGACUGGAGGGAAGAAGGUUAAACAGGAGGAUUCACACAACAUGUGUACUGAGUGCAGAACAACAGGAGAGUCCAUCAAGUGAGCUGUCUGAGGCCUUGUAUGAGAAGCUGGCAGAUGAAACCCUGGAUGCACUGGCUGAGUACUUUGAGGAUCUCACAGAUGAGCCUUUCACAUUGGCCGAGUAUGAUGUUGUCUUUUCUAGUGGGGUGCUCACAGUGAAAGUGGGCAGUGAUCAUGGAACAUAUGUCAUCAACAAGCAGACACCCAACAGACAGAUCUGGCUCUCCUCUCCCACAAGCGGACCGAAGCGCUACGACUGGGACGGUGUGCACUGGGUGUACUCGCACGAUGGGGUCUGCCUGCAUGAUCUGCUGUCCAAGGAGUUCUCUGCCAUCUUCAAACACAACGUGAACCUUUCAUGUCUGAUCCAUUCCUGAACAGAGAGGGGACAACACAGGACCUAUUUUGGUUUAUUUGCCUCCUUCUUAAAACUUUGUUUUCUUGUGUAGCCAUAGCCUACAUAUGUUGCAGAGCAUAUACAAUCAGUCCAAGAUCUGAGCCAGCUGUUACUGUUUUAAACAAGAAAAAAUUAAUAUAUUAUCUAGUUCAUCACCUUCAGUGUGAAUAAUAUUAUAUAGCAUAUUUUUUUUUAACAAAAAUGCUGAAGUAAACUAAAAAAAAAUCCUUUUUCAUGUCCCUAUUAUGGCAUCACAUUUAAUGUUUGCACACAACAAUAACUCAGCAUGACUUUACAAAGAUUUACAGCUUGUUUCAUUAUGCAACAGUAACUUUUCAACACGUUUCAAGUCCAGUGGUGUUUUUCAAUUCAUUCCAGCACAGCUUGUUCCGUCACAGGAAAGAAAGGGAUUAUUUUGUGCAGAUGGACAAAGGUCCUUUAUUUUAAGCUCAUGUCAGAUCAUUCUUGCUUCAUUGUUAACUCUGGAUUUUCCAACAGUUAUCAUGUAAUAGCUAAAAAAAAAAAAAAAAAAAGUGGUUUGUGGAUUUAUUGCAUAAUUUAAGAUUUUUUAAAGUAAUCUCAAAUGAGAUGUUGCUAUUGAUUUCAUGUAUAUCUUGAUGCGAUCCUGUAUAGAAUUAUAAGAAAAAUAACCCCAUUCAGUCCAAAAUUCACCUGUAACGUGUAAAUAUGAACACCAAAUAAAAACU
Scleropages formosus (Asian bonytongue) is the source of this 1434-nucleotide messenger RNA. RefSeq names its product frataxin (gene fxn). The transcript is spliced from 6 exons. The record is from RefSeq and is a predicted model, not a curated record. Lineage: Eukaryota; Metazoa; Chordata; Actinopteri; Osteoglossiformes; Osteoglossidae. Gene Ontology annotation, molecular function: iron chaperone activity; ferroxidase activity; ferrous iron binding. Gene Ontology annotation, cellular component: mitochondrion. Bases 51 to 707 code for a protein of 218 amino acids. Gene Ontology annotation, biological process: intracellular iron ion homeostasis; iron incorporation into metallo-sulfur cluster.